AUGGACGGCAGCUACGACCUAUCACCCGAGGAUAUCACCGCCGAAUCCUGGCAAGAAUUUGUUGAUUGGGAUGCCGCGAAUCCAGUUGACAUGGGCACAGAGGCGGCUUCCUUUCACACCCCAUCUGCUAUCGGUCUAUCAGAAGACAAUGCUCGCUUAACGCACUAUCUAAUCCAAUGUGGUUACGGAGCCGGGUACACAUUACCCAACACAACCUGCGCUACUUGCUCAUCAGAACUUGACACAUCGGAACUUGCACUUUAUACAAAAAACCAGGAAGUCUUUUGUACUAAAAGCAAGGCCCUCAAUCAUCCGCCACUAUCCUGUGUGCAAGGCUGUGGGUCGAACUUCCAUACAUUGAAGGGUCUUGAGGAGCAUUGCAGGACUGCCAAUCAUGAAGCUCUUCAUUGUCCUAUCCCAGGCUGCUUCGUUGCAUUGAGUGGUUCUUACCAAGGUAAAGAUCAUCUGAAAAGAUGCCAUGGAGCAAAAAGACUCGCAUGUCAUCAGUGUGAAGACCUAUUCGAGAAUACGGUGAGGCUCGACAGUCAUGCCCGUCGAAGCGGACAUUCUGCAUAUAUUUGUCGAUAUCCUGAUUGUGAGUCGACAGCCGGGAGAAUCAGUGACUUGAUUCGGCACCAAGCAUGCCACAAGAAAGAUGCUCCCCGUCAUCCAUGUCCUCAUUGCCGCACAUAUCGAGGCAAUAACGGGUUCAAGAGGAAGGACCACCUUAGACAGCACAUCAGAAAUUACCACAAAAUUGAGUCUAACUACAUCGGUCCAUUAUCAUCGUCUCCAUUUCUCUGCGAAAAUGACAAUUGUCAGGACUAUGCUAGGUAUCGUAUUCAAAAUCUUAGAUCUCUCGACGAUCUCAUCCAGCACAUGCUGACCGAGCACAACUCCUCUGUAUUUAUCUGCGAUAAAAUGUCUUGCGAUAGAGUAGGACUAAACGGCUUCGACACGAAAAAGCUUCUUCAAGAUCAUAUCAAGAAAGAACACCCUUCACCAUUUCAGUGCACUCAUCCAGGGUGUGAUCGGGUCGGUUCCAAAGGCUGGUUUCGAGAAAGAGACCAGAAGAAGCAUAUGUUUCAGAAGCACGGAAUCAGUGUUUGA
Messenger RNA from Botrytis fragariae, 1110 nucleotides. RefSeq names its product putative zinc finger x-linked protein. The record is from RefSeq and is a predicted model, not a curated record. The transcript has 4 exons. Gene Ontology annotation, cellular component: nucleus. Bases 1 to 1110 code for a protein of 369 amino acids. Lineage: Eukaryota; Fungi; Ascomycota; Leotiomycetes; Helotiales; Sclerotiniaceae. Gene Ontology annotation, biological process: regulation of transcription by RNA polymerase II.